CGUGAGAGCGACCAAUAAUGUAUAAUAUAUCAAAACUCAAAUGUGUCUUUGAUUUUUUUUGUUAAAUUGGCACGACCUAUCUGUGCAACUCAAUAUUAUGUAAGAAACCGUGAAAACAAAAUGAAUUUUAGCUUUGAAAACGUUUUUCGCCAGGAUGGUGCUCCAAAAUUCUAUAGGAAGAUAGAAGUUGGAAGAAUGGAAGGAUGUAAUGCAUCACUGGCGAAAGGGGGUCUACCGUACCGCCUACGUUAGAAAUCAUCGACACGGGCGCAGCUCGCGAGGUAAUGCGGCUGCGUUUGUGCCACUGAAGCUUUUCCAGGAUCGCGAUCCAGGGUUAGGCGGGAGGCCAGGAAAGGUGGGAGAGAAAGGGAGGCGCUGACCGUGCGAGAAAGAUGGCAGAAAGGGUAGCAGGUCGGAGGAGCGUUGCUUCACGCUCGGUGGGGAGUCCAACGUGCACCGUGCAUCCAGUUGUAUACCUAAAUGCGUACCCGGCGCUGUUUUAAUAGUACACACGUGCAGUCGCGGCCCAAUGAAUUGAUCCCGCGAGGUGAAUCCCCCCAGGGAUGAAAAAGAUGUCGCGCCAUCUUUGAGGGCACCCCCGGAGGGCCAGCGCGCGCAAUUUUCAUCCGCGGACCGUCAGACGCCGCGCUCACAAUUUUUCGGAGCUGACUCGCGAAUUAGGGGUCCGUACGCGUCCCACGGACCAGCUUUUCGAACCUCGAAACUUCGGGAAAGACUCCGAAAGUGAUACUUGUCAAAUUCAUUUUUGUUGUUUUUUUUUUUUGUAGCUCUCUGGGAAGACUCUGAAAGUGAAACUUGUUAGAUCGAUUUCUGUAUAUUUCAACGGACUCUGAAAGUGGAAUUCGUUGAAUUAAUUUGUAUAGCUUUGGGAAGACGACGAAUUCAUUUUUAUAAAUUUGCGAGGACUCCGAAAGUGAAACUUGUUACGUUCUUUACUGGAGCAUUGAGGACACCUCAGCGAAUUAAUUUUCGUAGCUCACGGGGGUUACGAACGUGAAAUUUGUCAAAUUGAAUUUUUUAGCUUCGAGAAGGCUUUGAAAGCAGUACUUAUCGAAUCGGUAUUUGUAGCUCUGAGAAAGUUCUGAAAGUGAAACUCAUUUUUGUAGCCUAUUGAAGACUUUAAAAGUGAAACUUACAAAAAUUAAUUUCUGUAGCUUCGAGUGGAGUCAAAGAACCAAAAAUUUAUCUUCCAGUGUCGUUUAUUAACUUCCUGACGAUUGAAAUUUUGAUCACACCUGGAACCACGAAGAGAAUCGUAAAAAUUCUGAGAUGAUCAUUAAAUGAAGUAAUCGAAGUUUUCCAGUUGUCGUUUAAUAUCUGGAAAGUUAAACCUCGGCGCAGUACCUUCCCACGCUCGUCAUCUAUGAAAUUCGUUAAGAAUAUUUAUCAAUAAAAUGUCGAUCCAAGCUGCACGCACUGUACGAGAAAAUGUGUGUGUCAUUGGGUGCGUCGAAGUUCCGUCGGACUGGUGUGAAGUGCGAGACGGGAAGUGAGAAAUAGUUCUACAGGAGAUAAAGAAACGAACUGAAGUGCAAAAGUUGUGAGUCGUACAUUUUUUUUUUCUAUUUCUUCUUUUAUCAGUAAGUCGGUGAACUUUUAUUCCGAGAACAUACUACUUGAAAUAGCUGACAAUCACUCUUUAUCGACCCUAGCUUGCCUUCCAAACAUUAAUGACAUUUAUGGCACUUGACUGAAUUGCACAAGUUGUGAUACAUAUUCUUAUUUUUAUUUUUCUUACGUCAACAAAUAAAUGGACUUUUUUCGAGAGUAUAUUAUUUGAUGUAACGAUGAACGUUCGUAGGCGAUGAUUGUUUAAUUUCCAAAUAAUUGAUGACACUUGUGGUAUAGGACGGUGGUUGUGUGAGAUGAAAAUUACGAAGGACGAUGUAGUCGACGGUAGUUAAUCAACAUGAUAACAAUAAUGGUAAUCGAUGGGAUUCCGUGAACGUCCGAAGUGUGUCAAGUACCGACGGCUUGAUAAAAGUGCGCGUCCCUUGGGAAGUUCCUGCCGCCGAAAUCACUUUCGCACCGAGGGGGAAGGCUAAUUGGUCCUCACCCUAGUGAAAUGCCUACGAGGGCAUGAAUUUAGCCAAAGGCUGCAGCCCUUCUUCGGAUACUUUGGAUCUGAGCUCGCACAAUCAUCAUCUGAACAAUAAUUCCAUCCUCGGUGCUACUGGGCCGCAGGAAGUCGUGAUGAAGGAGAAAAGCAAGAAUGCAGCGCGUUCGCGCCGCGUGAAAGAGAAUCAGGAAUUUUUAGAAUUGGCGAAGCUGCUGCCACUUCCGACGCCCAUCACCACGCAACUGGACAAGGCCAGCAUCAUUCGACUGACCACGAGCUACCUGAAGAUGCGAGCGUUGUUUCCUCAUGGUCUUGGAGACGAAUGGGGUGCCGCCCCGCCGCCCAUCAACCCGCUAGAAUCCGCUAUCAAGGAACUAGGCACUCAUAUUUUGCAAACUCUGGACGGUUUCAUAUUCGUCGUGGCGCCCGACGGCAAAAUUAUGUACAUAAGCGAAACGGCCAGCGUGCACUUGGGACUGUCGCAGGUGGAGUUGACGGGGAACAGUAUAUACGAGUACAUCUACCACAACGAUCGCGACGAGAUGAUGGCGGUUUUAAACCUGCCCCAAAGCACCGCGGACCUCACAGGCUUCAGUUUCUCCCCGCCUAAUUCGAGAGGCGAAAUCGAGCUAGAGCGUGCCUUCAUCCUCAGGAUGAAAUGCAUCCUGGCGAAGAGGAACGCGGGGCUGGUCACGGAAGGAUACAAGGUCAUACACUGCUCUGGCUACCUAAAAUGUAUCAUAGAAGGACCAGUAGGGUCAGAGUACGAGGACGGCACAGGUAGAUGCAUCAGAAACGUUGGGUUGCUGGCGGUGGGUCAUUCCCUGCCUACGCGGUCCAUAACGGAAGUCAAAUUACACCAGAAUAUGUUCAUGUUCCGUGCAUCAUUGGACCUGAAACUGAUAUUCGUCGACACUAGGAUGGCCGAAAUGACUGGGUACAACCCACCUGAUCUGAUCGAGAAAAACCUCUAUCAUUACGUGCACGGGUGCGACGCGUGCCAGCUGAGACAGGCUCAUCGAAUAUUGCUGUACAAGGGUCAAGUGACGACCAAAUACUACAGGUUCUUGACGAAGUCGGGAGGCUGGAUCUGGAUGCAAUCGUACGUAACGAUCGUCCACAAUUCGAGAAGUUCCAGGCCACAUUGCAUAGUGUCGGUUAAUUACGUGUUGACGGAACCGGAGAGCACAGACUUGGUGUUGAAUUGCGAGCAAAUAUCCUCCUGCUCGAGCCCGGGGAAUCCCCCCAGCGCGCCUCUGGCCACCCCCACGGCCAGCGCAGGAGCGAACGAUUUGGAGAACCACAGCCCCAGCCCUCCGGCUUAUCGGAACAGAACGAAAGAACCGCCUGAUAACGAUUACGGGGACAGCGCCGGUUACCCUAACCCCGAGUACAUCGGCACGUCGAAUCACAGCCAUUUUUUAUCGUCGCCUUACGCCACGCAAAGUUUGAAUGGCAAUACUCACGAGGAUAGCUCCUACUACAGCCCUGACUUGUUCUACCAAUACGGAGAUAUGCACCAAGACCCCCUGGCCACGGUGCCACAACAGCAAGAGACGCAACACCCGCACCUGCUGCACCAUACCAACUCCCUGUCGAACCUCCAGCAGCACAGUCCUCAGAACGCCCAACAGAAACGUCAGCAUCCCACUCACCUGCUGCAUCACGCCACGUCCCUGACCAGCCUGCAACAGCAGCAGCAGCACAGUCCGCAAGGAACUCAACAGAAGAGACCCUACUCGACCUCCUCCAGUUCCUGCGGCAGCACGGACGCCAUAGACACUCAUUUGCCGAGUCCGUUGAGCCUUCACUCUUUACCACCGAGCUAUCAUCCCCAUCAUCGUCACCACAUCCCCGACACAGCGCCGUCCAACCUCAACGAGGUGGGUGGCGUCAUUAUGUACCCCAACUGCGGCUUCAACAACAACGACAGCUACAACGCCGCCGCGAACGCGACAGGGAACCUCCAGCACCACGAGGCUCCCUAUCAGCCGCACUCCGGUCACCAUAGCUCUGGCAACACACCUGUGAAACAUUCGCAUCAUCACCUAGAGCCCACGCCAGCGGGUUACACUAGCGUGAUCGUAGACUCGCAACAGUACAGCCCUAGCUCCGUCCAGGAUCUGCACGGGCACGCUCACCAAUCGGCGCCGAUCGGUGGCGGCACGCCGCCGUUGGUGAUCCAUCAUCCACACCACUACGAGGCACAUCACCAAUUCGUUCACUGACACCAACUCGAGGUGCCCUGCGCGUAGCACCUCGACACCAAUUGCGACGACGAGCCGUGCUACCGAGGGCAUCAGAGUUGUCCCGCAGGGAACACCCUGGAGCAUCGUUCGGGCGUCGCCCAUUGCGCUGAUCGCGUGGUCGAGUCGCAGCAGUACGGUGGUCUUACCGAACCGCAAGACGGCGGUCAGGUUCACCAUGUGAGUGCUGGUUUGAGGACGUACGCCACCGAGCCUGUCGCCUACGUUGCGCCAUACGGAACGCGGUGUCGAGAGACCAGGGUGGAGUAGAGAUUGUUUGGUUCUUCGGGAGAAAAUCGAUUCUGAGAGCGAUUUUCAGUGGAGACUGGAAGAUCGAGGUGUGAUGAAAUGGCGUGUUUGAGAUCCAGGGUGGAUUGGAAAACAGAGUGUUUGGAUUCGAGGAGCUUUGAUUCUAGAGUUCUCAAAGCAAUUGGUUCACGGGAACGUUUCAGUCUCUUCAGUUAUUG
Molecule: messenger RNA, 4793 nt
Organism: Hylaeus anthracinus
Lineage: Eukaryota; Metazoa; Arthropoda; Insecta; Hymenoptera; Colletidae
Gene: sim
Product: protein single-minded
Exons: 9
Coding region: 2101-4308 (735 amino acids)
Biological process (GO): regulation of transcription by RNA polymerase II
Molecular function (GO): protein dimerization activity; RNA polymerase II transcription regulatory region sequence-specific DNA binding; DNA-binding transcription factor activity, RNA polymerase II-specific
Source: RefSeq, a predicted model, not a curated record